Messenger RNA from Phragmites australis (common reed), 1383 nucleotides. RefSeq lists its product as uncharacterized. Gene Ontology annotation, molecular function: snoRNA binding. Gene Ontology annotation, cellular component: small-subunit processome; box C/D methylation guide snoRNP complex. The transcript is spliced from 8 exons. Lineage: Eukaryota; Viridiplantae; Streptophyta; Magnoliopsida; Poales; Poaceae. The coding region runs from base 1 to 1263 and encodes 420 amino acids. The record is from RefSeq and is a predicted model, not a curated record.
AUGGGUGGAUUCAGCGUCUUCUCCUGCUUCUGCUUCGCCACUGACGAGGAAGACAAGAAGGCCAAGAAGCCGAAGCCAGCGCCAGCAACGGCAACGACCGCAGCAACAAGCAAGAUGCCACCGCCGCCGCCGCCGGAUUCUUCUUUCCCACGCGUGCCAACAACGGACACGACGAGUUACUCUUGGAUACGUAGGCCGCCGCCGGUGGCCGAUGAAGGUGUCGGCGCCCACAGAGGAACCGCUUCCUCCUCCUCUGCCUAUGGGCGAGGACGCGAGAUUUCUCUUGCUCCCCAUCCUCCUCCUGCAAAUCAUCCGGCUCGUAGCAUCCAAUCUAUAGCUGCCGAAUUGGGGCCUCUUGGUAGGAUCUUGCUGCUGUUUGAGACGCCCUCUGGCUUCGCAAUUUUCUCUUUUCCUGGGAUCCUUCUCUACGUACUAGAUGCCAUAGAGAGUAUCUGGGCACACUUCUCCGAGGAUUAUAAGGCGAGAAAAAUCCUCUUGCUGAAAGAAUUUAAAACUUUUGAUGACAAGUCCAGCGCCAUUAACCUUAUUACUGGUGUUAACAAAAAGCUUACUGAGAUGAUCUUGAAGUGGCGAUGCCCUGGGCAGAAAUUGGCUGUUGGAAAGCCUGAAUAUAAAAGAAUCAUUGAAACAAGCUUGAAAAUACCAUGCCUGUGUGAUGAAGCUGUAAUGGAGGUAAUGUGGGGCCUGAAGAAUCUCAUGCGCCGUUUAGUGCCUAAAGAAAAAUCAGAGCUGACUAAGGAGGACUGCCUCCCGAUGAGUGAAGGACUGAAAAAGGUCCUGAGUCGUUAUGGCUUUGAUGAUGUCAAACCAGAGAUGGUCAAUGAGCGGAUUAUUGUGACGGCAUGCGCGUUGUUUGAUUGUGAUUCUACUGAGAAGAAACAUUCUGCAUGCUUGCGCUGUUUUGGUGACCACAUUAAGGGUGUGUCUGGCAUUGACUGUGAGGAUUGGAGCUUACUGAAACUUGCAACUGCUUUUAAGGUGAUAUUUUGCCCUGAAGUUGGUGAUUAUCAUGAGAUGUUGUCAAAAGAUGAGCUGUCAAAGUUGGUGGAUGAUGCACAUAAAUAUACAUGUAAGAUUGGUAAGGUCCUGAGCGUGAGGAUCUACAAAGAAAUGGUCUCUGCCCAUGAAGUUAGGACUAAGGAAAAAAUACUGUUGGGGCACUUGGUUGUGGAGGCUAAGGAAGCAUAUGAAAAUGGUAAGGCAAAUGAGCGCAGGAACUGUUGCUCUUGGGGGAGCACUUGAUAGCGGGCUUUUUACCAUCGCAGAUAGUAUUCUAUCUUUUGUAAAGCUAUGGAGUUGCAUUAAUUAGCCUGGUGUAGGCGGGCAACCCUGGGUGCUGCGGUUUAAAAACUAUCUUUUAUU